AGAUUCCAGAACACUCAUAGAGACCUUACCGUGGAAUUUCCAAGAUAAGGCUACUCCAUGUGGUAUGGAUAGAGCGAAGUCAAGUUUUGAAAGUGCCGCGCCGUGAGCACGUGUUUUCCCAUCGGCUCAGCAUCUCUAUGUAAACAACAAGAAUGGAUGUCCUACGGCCACCGACAGUCUGGGUAGCCGGCCGCUGCUACCGUGUCCUCAAUCCUCAAACGGCAACUACCACCACUAAUUAUGCAGAGGCGGACGCAUACGGCUUUGAGGACAGUGUGUACCAGGAUGAGGUGGACUGCACCAAUGAAACAGACUUCACAGUGGAAGAAACGGGCAGUGGGAGGUUUCAGACUUCCUUUCCAGUAGCAAAUCCAUACAUUCCUUACUUGAUUGGAAGCAAAGGCUCCACCAAGAGUAGGAUAGAAAAAGAGACUUAUACAAACCUCAAGUUUCCUGGGAAAGGACAAAAUGGAAAUGUUGUUGUGACUGGUAAGGAUGUGAGGACAGUGCGUCAAGCUCGCCUCAAGCUGGAGAUGUUGGUUGAGCAGGCACGGAAGAAACAGCCUUCUACUCACUUCCUCUCCCUGCCUGUCAACACCCCUAACAUACAGGAAAAGUUCCUCGAGUUCAAGAAAGAGGUGUUGGAGAAAUGUGGAGACAGCCGUGGAGUAGAGGAGUCUAUAUUCCAGGAGGCGGCCAAGCUUCACCUGACCCUGUGUGUGCUGGUGCUGGCUGAUGACCGGGAACGCCAGCAGGCCGUGGACACCCUCAAGCAGUGCCCAGAGACUGUCUUAAAGAAGCAGCUUGGAGGUGAGAAGCUGCGUCUGGAAAUGAAGGGUGUCGAGAUCAUGAAUGAUGACCCAGGGGAGGUGCAUGUUCUUUAUGGACGGGUGAAUGCACUUAGCUGGUCCCAUUCCAUCCAGGCCAUUGCUGACUCUGUGGUGGGCGAGUUUGUCAAGGGAGGACUGGUGACACGACAGCAAGAGAGAGUCAAGCUGCAUGUCACUCUAAUGAACACUAGCUUCCGCCCGCAAAGCAAUGAGGACAAUAGUGGUGUGGCAAACCAGGCACGAGAAACAUUCUGUGCCAAAAAGAUAUUGAAGGAAUUUGCUGAUUUUGAAUUUGGAGUGUUUGAAGUGGAAGAGAUUCACCUGUCCAUCCGCCACACAGGGAGCAGCACCAAGUAUUACUCUGCUUCAGCGAAGAUUCCGGUCCUUCCUGAAGAACCAUCAUAGGCCACCAAAGACUUCUGAAUAUGUAGAGAUUAUUCACUGAGGAAUUUUGCAUUUAUAAUGCAUUGUUUUGGUUGUACAAUUGGGGUGCAUGGGAUCCAACAGAGUAAGACCAGUUAGCUUUUCACAUUUUACUUCAUAGUAUUCUGCUGCUGUGUUAUGUACUGUGAAAUAUAUUGAAUACUUGUCGGAGAAAAUACUUGAUAUAUUUACUUCAAUAUUUAGAAGUAUUCUUCAGGACUCUAAUGACUCUUGCUAGUAUAUUAUAAGUGCACUUAAAUUAUUAUACAAAUGUUUUAAGCUAUAAAUAUAUAUGCUACAUAAGAAUAUUAUGAAGCAGUGAUAACCUGAAAAUUUUAUUGUUUUAUAAUACUGUAUGUGAACAUUUCUUAUUUAGUAAGAUAAUGAACUCAGUUUUACAGAUAAAAAUUACAGAUAAAAACUAGAAAAGCAUUUUUGAGAUUCUCUUUUAGUAUUCUUUAUUAUCUGUGUGAAUGAAUCUCUAUAUUUUUAUUCCUCUUCUUGCACUUGUGUUAUGGCCUCCAAGAAAGAAAAAAAGAAAACAUGAAGGAAAAAUAAGAAGUUAUUAUUGUGUGUGUGUGUGUCCACAAGUGUGUCAGGGAAUGUCAGCCUGUUAGCUGUUAGGUAGGUAGAUGGAUAAUUAUAGGUAUUAUAGUGAGUUAUGUUUUGAUGGAUAUUUACUAUUUAUUUUGAAAAAGAAAUUCCAUAUAAGAGAUUG
Scylla paramamosain (green mud crab) is the source of this 1971-nucleotide messenger RNA. Its product is annotated as activating signal cointegrator 1 complex subunit 1-like. Gene Ontology annotation, biological process: regulation of DNA-templated transcription; DNA alkylation repair. NCBI's taxonomy places the organism in Eukaryota, Metazoa, Arthropoda, Malacostraca, Decapoda, Portunidae. The coding region runs from base 153 to 1235 and encodes 360 amino acids. The transcript is spliced from 9 exons. The record is from RefSeq and is a predicted model, not a curated record. Gene Ontology annotation, molecular function: RNA binding. Gene Ontology annotation, cellular component: nucleus.